Messenger RNA from Salvia miltiorrhiza (redroot sage), 841 nucleotides. Its product is annotated as transcription repressor OFP8-like. The coding region runs from base 113 to 790 and encodes 225 amino acids. NCBI's taxonomy places the organism in Eukaryota, Viridiplantae, Streptophyta, Magnoliopsida, Lamiales, Lamiaceae. The transcript has a single exon. The record is from RefSeq and is a predicted model, not a curated record. Gene Ontology annotation, biological process: negative regulation of DNA-templated transcription.
AGUCGCCAUUAUUUAUUUACUUAGCCCAGCCGGCCUCUCUCUCUCUCUUGAUUUCUAUAUAAAGAUCGUGUUGGUGAUUCAUUAUCACUUGAAUAUUUCUUGGCAUUGAGAGAUGGGCAAAGGUCCAAAACUUGGUCUCUCUUUUCUCAAUUCCAUACAAAUCUGUCGAGCCAAUGAUCCAUCCACAUUAGUUAAAACAUCUCUGUCUCACUCUCACAUCUCUAAAACCUAUGACAUUUCAUUACCCACUUUCCCAGACCCUCCAUCUUCACCAAACCACCUCUCCACCAACCUUCAUCAACCAAAAUUUCCAACACAAAAACCAUAUUCCACAAUCAAAACACAAGAUAAACAUAUAUUCAAUGAGGGAGCUCCUACUCAGAAAAAAGAGACAACUAGUGCUUUUUGGGCUUGCAAUGAUGACAGCUUAUCUUCUCCUGUUCCAACCUUAAAUCAAUCAGAGGAAAAAUCAAGCGUCCGAACGCGUAGGUUCAAACGUUAUGGUUCAAAAGAUUGGAAAGACAGCAGCAGCGUCGACAAAGAAGAGCCAGAAAAGCCGCAUAGGCAAGUGAAUGAGAGUUUUGUGGUGCUCAAGAGGUCAGCUGAUCCCUACCAAGACUUCAAGAAGUCAAUGCUGGAAAUGAUUGUCGAGAGACGCAUUUUUGAACCAAGAGAUUUGGAGCAGCUCUUGAUGAGCUUUCUCUCUCUAAAUUCAAGAAUGCAUCACAAAGCCAUCUUGAAGGCUUUCUCAGAGAUAUGGAAGGAAGUUUUCUCUCCACCCUUAAGCUAAUUUCCCAACUGCCAACUACUUAUUAAUAAAACAUAUAGAUUUCUAUUUUUA